AUGGCAGACUUCAGUUUACUUAUUGCCCGGGCUGAAAAGCGCUUGGCAGAGAACGUCAGAGAAAAAGAUAUGAUUAUUUUUGGUAUUUGUGAGCUCGAUAGGGGAAUGGGCGAAACUACUCGGCAUUUGGCGGAAAUGGAGAUAAAGAGAGCGACUGCGCAGUUUGCUAGACCUAGAACGACGGAACUAGAUGCUGACUUGAAGUCGUUGAAUUAUUAUGUUUCAGCCCUGACAGAGUCCUUGAAGGCGUUGCAACGUUUUAGGUUGGCUUAUGUGUUGAAGGUGAAGGAGCUAGAUGAGAGGCUGCAAGGAGACAGGAGUGUGGUUCAAUUCUGUAGUGAUCAUUGA
This is a messenger RNA of Pochonia chlamydosporia 170, 348 nucleotides long. RefSeq lists its product as hypothetical. Bases 1 to 348 code for a protein of 115 amino acids. NCBI's taxonomy places the organism in Eukaryota, Fungi, Ascomycota, Sordariomycetes, Hypocreales, Clavicipitaceae. The transcript has a single exon. The record is from RefSeq and is a predicted model, not a curated record.